Ruditapes philippinarum (Manila clam) is the source of this 1578-nucleotide messenger RNA. Its product is annotated as putative nuclease HARBI1. NCBI's taxonomy places the organism in Eukaryota, Metazoa, Mollusca, Bivalvia, Venerida, Veneridae. Bases 1 to 1065 code for a protein of 354 amino acids. The transcript has a single exon. The record is from RefSeq and is a predicted model, not a curated record.
AUGGCAAGAUAUUUGCUGUUGUUACAACACCUACACCAUCAGAGACAGAGAGUCCCUCGUGUUUUCAGGGAUAGACAGAACCCAUUAGAUUACACGGACGAUGACAAUCUAGUGAAGAACUAUCGUCUUGAUAGACAUUUAAUUUUAGACCUUUGUGCUGAAAUAGGUCAGGGGUUGGAAAGACCAACCAGAAGGAGCCAGUCGCUUCAGGUUUCUCUACAAAUUCUGAUAGCUUUGCGAUAUUACGCUACCGGAAGUUUCCAGUCUGUUAUAGCGGACGCACAUGGUGUUAAGAUUAACUCUGUGUCAAGGAGCAUUCAUUAUGUGUCUCGAGAGUUAAGUCUAAGAUUGAGUCGUUAUGUCAAUUUCCCAGAUGGAAGAACGCAACAGUUGGAUGAUAUCAAGGAUGGUUUUCACAACAUCGCCGGAUUUCCGAAUGUACUUGGUGCGGUGGAUGGGACGUUUGUGCCUAUUAUAGCGCAAACAGAGGACGAACAUUUAUAUGUAACCAGAAAAGGAUUUCAUGCUAUCAACAUGCAGGGAAUAUGUGAUUCACAAAACAUUUUUCUGAAUGUUGUAGUAUGUUGGCCGGGAUCUUCGCACGACGCGUUUGUCUCGAACAAUUCUGAAACUACAAUGCUUCUCGAGGAAAAUGAUUACAGUGACAGCUGGUUGUUAGGAGACAGUGCAUAUCCGUUGAAAAGAUAUUUACUUACACCUGUUCUUAACCCCACAACACAAGGACAAAUUCGAUACAAUAUUGCACACAAGAGAACGCGCUGUAUUAUAGAGCGUACCUUCGGACUAUGGAAGGUGCGAUUUAGAUGCUUGCAUAAAUCCGGGGGUUAUCUUAUGUACAGUCCUAAAAAUGUGUUUACAUCAUUAAAUCAACUGUUGUUCUUCAUAAUAUUUGCGUUAGGAGAAGCAUUCCGAUUCCCGACAGCAAUGGCAACGAUGAUGAUGAAAAUGAUGAUGAUGGCGAUGAAGACGAUGAUGAUGAUAAUGAAGAUGACGCAGACGCGGAGAGGAACUAAGCUGAUGGUCGACAAGUGCGUGACGAAUUAAUUCGGAACAAGUUUAGCACUUAUCUAUGCGUAAACAUACCUUAUACAACUAAUUAUUGUAGAUUAUGAUGUAUUAAUUUAUGUGUUGUAAUUUUUUAAUAUUUCGAGAUAAACAGUGCAGAAAAAUGCCAUGAAAAUACGAACAUCUGUAUGCAGGUCGAAUUUAACAUUCAUAACUUAUCAACUUAUAUUAUGCAUAAAAUUCCAUUCCAUGUUGAGUGAUUGUUAUAUUUUAUAAAUCCGAAGGUAUACGUGUAAAAUUACCUUGUGUCCAAGCGUCGGUUCAGCUAACAUUCUUGACAAAUUUGUUAUUUUCUAUUUUUAUUAGCAAGUAAUAAUUAAUUAUUCAUACAACUUGAUGGAAUUACCUUAUUUAUUUUUUAAAUUCAUCCCCGUGAUUAUUUACUGUUCUUCAAGCUACUGCUAUGACACUUAUUAUAAAAAGAAAAUAUACAUUUAAAUUAAUAUUUGACAUUGGCUACUAACAAGUGCGAAUUGGUGAAAAAUCAUAAUA